AUACUGGACACAAUGAAACUAGUCACCAUUGCCCUGACGUGCGCACUCUUCUCCAAAGCAUACCCACUGGAUUGUUUUGAGUGUGCAGUCACUGGUACUGGAUCGUGUUCGCAGACAAAAACAUGUGAAGCAAGUCAGACCAAAUGUGCCAGUGUCACAGCAGCAGUCACUGCGGGAGGAAUACAGACUACUACAAAUAUUAAGUCAUGCACUGCACCAACUCAGUGUCUCGGUGGAUCUAUUAACAGUGAAAUCUUGAUGUUAACUGUUAACACCCAAUGCUGUGAAUCCAACUUGUGCAACAAUCAAGAACCACCAGUUAUAGCAUUACCAGAAUCCAGCACCAGUGGAAAAAAGUGUUUCACCUGUCUAGCUCCUGGUAACUGCACAAGUACUAUGGAGUGCAAGGAAGGUGAAGAUCGCUGCUUUAUGGUCACAGUGCCUCCAGUUGGGACGGUGAAGGGAUGUGCAUCCCAAAGUGUCUGUUCUGGAGCCCUGAAUCCUCAACUGGGAGCCAUUGUGGACCUGCACUGCUGUGAGGGAAACUUGUGCAACAACGCCCUGCGCAUCGGACAGAGCAUCCUCUUCCUCCUCCUGGUGCCUCUGGCCUCCUUCUUCCUCUUCAACUAAGCAGCACUUUGACCUGCACAGCCACCCUAACCCUCCUCGACUACUCGAGGAUGGUGCAAAUCAAAUAAAUUCAUACAAUGUUGGUUAAACUUGUUCAAUUUGAUUAAAAAUUGUUUUCUUUUCCUGGUUUUAUCAUUCCACUUCUCUGCCUUUAACUAAAUAUUCUGAAAUCAUUUAAUGUUGUUUUCAUUAUAGGUAACACAAAUGAGUUUGCAAUUCGACUGCUUAGCAGAGGCAUACAACCGCGAGACGAUUAUUUUGCUGGUUUGAAAUAAAAAUUUUAAGUAAAAUGCCUCCUUGUGUCAUGUAGAAUCACAUUAAAGAAUUGCAUAAGGGACACCUCAGUGAUCCACGUUAUAACCUACAUUGUUUGAACAUAUAGCCUACAGUGUUAUUGAUAUGCAUGAUGCAUAUUCAAAACACACUACAAAAAAUAUUUGGUUCUCUUCUCCAAGGAGUCAGUCAGUAGUCAUUGCUUGUAAUAUAGUUGUAAUGGUGCUGCAGAACUAAUUAAAAGUACAAUUUGAAUCCCAGUGUAGUCACAAUCAGAUCUGCACAGCCGUUGGGCCCUUGAGCAAGGCCCUUAACCCUGUAUUGCUCCAGGGGAGGAUUGUCUCCUGCUUAGUCUAAUCAACUGCUCUGGAUAAGAGUGUCUGCCUAAUGUAAUGUAAUGUAAAU
Messenger RNA from Conger conger (European conger), 1308 nucleotides. Its product is annotated as phospholipase A2 inhibitor gamma subunit B-like. Lineage: Eukaryota; Metazoa; Chordata; Actinopteri; Anguilliformes; Congridae. The transcript is spliced from 5 exons. The record is from RefSeq and is a predicted model, not a curated record. The coding region runs from base 13 to 630 and encodes 205 amino acids.